AUGGGAGUAGAUUGUGAGAUUGGCAAUGAUGGAGAUGAAGCCGUGGGAGUAGGAUUAGAAGAUGAGAAGUAUUGGCCGCUGAUGCCUCCAUUGCCUUCAUAUGGUUAUGGUAGAGAACAUCCUGGACCACGAUUUGGAAGUUUAAUUCAUGGCCAAAACCUCAAAGAUGUUGUAGUUACAGGACAUAAUGGCACCAUUGAUGGACAGGGUCAGACAUGGUGGAAGAAGUAUCGGCAGAAGCUUCUUAACAACACUAGAGGACCACUUGUGCAGAUUAUGUGGUCUACUGAUAUUCUGAUAUCUAAUAUAACAUUGCGUGAUUCUCCGUUUUGGACACUCCAUCCCUACGACUGCAAAAAUGUCACGAUCAGAAACGUAACGAUCUUGGCACCCAUUUUUGAAGCUCCAAAUACUGAUGGCAUAGACCCUGAUUCGUGUGAAGAUAUGAUAAUUGAGAACUGUUACAUAAGUGUGGGAGAUGAUGGCAUUGCAAUAAAGAGUGGUUGGGAUCAAUAUGGGAUUGCCUAUGCACGGCCUUCAAAGAACAUACACAUUCGAAACCUUGUUGUUCGCUCCAUGGUGAGUGCCGGGGUAUCAAUAGGCAGUGAGAUGUCUGGUGGGGUGUCGAAUGUCACUGUGGAAAAUCUCCAUGUAUGGAAUUCAAGGCGUGCUAUUCGGAUCAAGACAGCCCCUGGAAGAGGAGGAUACGUUCGACAUAUAACAUAUCAGAACGUGACACUUGAUAAUGUUCGUGUGGGAAUUGUUGUCAAGACAGAUUACAACGAAUAUGCAGAUGAUGAGUAUGACCGCAAAGCUAUUCCAAUACUAGAGGACAUAAGCUACACAUCGAUACAUGGUGAAGGAGUUCGUGUGCCGGUUCGUAUUCAUGGCAGUGAUGAAAUUCCUGGACUGUUUUUCCUGCUCCAUGUGAAAACCUCGACCUUUAUGAUGAGCAAGGCCACUUGA
Molecule: messenger RNA, 966 nt
Organism: Fraxinus pennsylvanica
Lineage: Eukaryota; Viridiplantae; Streptophyta; Magnoliopsida; Lamiales; Oleaceae
Source: the annotation of a GenBank genome assembly